GUAAACCCCAGUUCUGCUCGGCUCUCGCUCUUUGACUCGGCCAUACAUACCGUCAUACCUGCAUCAUUACUCACGCCUCACAUCAGACCUUGUGUGUCUAUCGCCGAGGGUUUCUGUGAGGUGCUCCUUUAACUCGCUCUGGGGCCAGACAAUGCCUUUGUUUAUUGUCCCGUAGCUUUGAGCUCACUGGACUGUAGCAGCAGGACAAUGCCUCUGUAGUCAGGGAACAAUACCCAGGUGCUCACAUCUUUUAGCCCCUUUGUUAUAAAAUAUACUGUGGGAACUUGAUCUGUAGCAUCUCUGCAGCACUGUAGGCCUAAACAACUUUCGCUAUAGGAUUAAGUAACUCAGUCCAUAUGAGCAUUAUAUCAAAUACAUGAUUAAGAAGAUAAGCUCCGACACUAUCAAAUUAGUCUCGAUCGACUAGUUGAUCCACAGGACAUAACAUGCAAUUCUAUCAAUAAUCAAUUCAUCGUUUUAACAACUUUUCAUACAGAGAUUAUCAAACAUUAACAACCUUUAAAAUCUUAAACUGCAUUUAAAAAAAUCAUUAUAUUAAAUAAAGUUUCUUUAGGCUUUCUACUGAUCGCCAAUAAGGGCAAUUUGAGGAAGAGUGUGUCAAAUGUUCAAUACUUUAUAGUUUAGUUAACCAAACUGAAGAAAUAAAUCAGCAGCUUGUAACAUGAUCUUUUCCUUAAGAUAAAUGUAUAGACUGGAACAUAAAUAAUAUAAAGCAUUAUUUAAUUAUAUAAUGUCUGGCCAUAUAUUUCUAAUUCAUAGAGAACCUAUAUUUUUUUUAACACAAAUGACUUACAAUGCAAACACUUCUUCAUUUUAGUUGGACAUAACAGAAGCCUAGGCUGAUAGCAAAAUCAAUAAAAAUGAUGUAUAAUUUGCGUAGCAUUGGCACAUAUCAUUUUGAAAACAUCUCUCUAAACAUAUGAAACUUUUCGUUACUUUAGCAGCCUAAACAGAUAUGAAAAUGUGUAUUUGUAAGUCUUAUAUCAUCUCCUAAUGAUUAUAUUGAUACCUGUUCAUCUUUUAUUUUUGCCUUGAAUAUAUAAAUGUAUGCUUCCGUGUGCCGUGCCAAUACACUGCAAUAAAACACAGUAGUAGAUGCAUGUGGACACGUCGAAGCUUUAUUAAAGUUAAAACAAAUUAGGAUCAAUAAAAUUAGUCCUCAAGUGUGAACAUUGAGCUUAUUGUUAUUAUGUUACUGGUCUGGUUGCACAUGUGUUUGUGUGAAAACGUGUGCAUUUGACUGCCUAUUAUACCCUCUAUUUAUGUGCAAUUUAUGGUUAAAAUUGAAUUCCAUCAUCUAUUUAUCACCCACUAUCUCUCCAUUAUCUGUGCUUUAUGCUCCACUCUCUCGGCCUCCCCUCCUCCUCUCGCUGGCAUUAAGUUCAAACUUGACACUGAUGUUGACUCACUUUGUCACCCCUCGGUGGCUCCCUCUCUCUCUCCCUCUUUCUCUCUCCCUCUCUCUCUCUCUCCAUCGCUUGGAGGACAAGAGUGCCCGCAGACGCAUUUCUCUCCAGAGCCCCCCCCCUCUCGCUCUUUCACUCUCUCUCACCCUGUCUAACUCUCUCCAUCUCUAUCCUACUCUCUCCUUUACACACACACACACACACACACACACACACACACAGAGUUAUUGUCAACAAAUCUGGAGAACAAGGGACGUAGGGGGUACAGGGGAGUAAAGGUCCACAGAGGAGGAAAGUAACACUUGGUAAGACCCGGCGCGUCAUUUCACCUGGACAUUUGGCGGAAGAAUUGGAGUACCGAAGGAGGGAGAGAGGAGCCAAAGGUGACAGUAAACAGGGGCGGACACGCACAGGACAGGACUCAGUUAUUUUCUCUUCAUGGUGGUUUGGACACUCGUAGUAUGUAUGAGAAGUUAACCAUGCUGAACCUGCAGAGCGGCUCAAACUGGAGUGGGCCUAACAACUGGUACCAUGACCCCACCGGCGUUCAGACGCAACACAGCACAGUAUCUGAGGGCUGUCUGCUGGACACAGAGGGCAGCCUGGGGCGGGAGGCGGGGGUAGGAGGGGGCACGGGCCGAGGGGGAGGAGUCCCCGUGGAGAGGGACGAGGGCGAGGAGUCUCAGCUGAGGCUGCAGCUCAAGAGGAAGCUGCAGAGGAACAGGACCAGCUUCACUCAGGAGCAGAUCGAGGCUCUGGAGAAAGAGUUUGAAAGGACACAUUACCCAGAUGUCUUUGCGAGGGAGAGAUUGGCAAACAAGAUUGAUCUACCCGAGGCUAGGAUACAGGUGUGGUUCUCAAACCGAAGAGCCAAGUGGAGGAGGGAGGAGAAGCUCCGCAAUCAAAGGAGGUCAGGGGGUGUGACUUCCUGUUCACAGAGCCAAGCCCCUCUGACCACUUCCUUCAACACGUCCGUCUAUCAUCAUCAGCAGCACGGCAGCAGCUCAGGGUCCAUGUUGAGUCAGGCUGAGUCGUCCCUGCCAAGCUACAGCUCCUUGUCAGUUUUCUCAUCUGGAGUCCAGUCUAUUCCUCCCCAGUCGGCCUCCUCUUAUUCCUGCAUGUUGCCUCCGUCCCCCUCUACCCCACGCAGCUUUGACUCCUCUGCGUAUUCUUCCCCUCAUCUGCAGACUCCGUCCUCAGCCAACUCCAACACCGGGCUCAUAUCGCCCGGCGUUUCAGUGCCGGUCCAGGUCCCAGGAGCCGACCAGCAGACCAUGAGUCACAACCUGGGUCAGUACUGGGCCAGGUUACAGUGAACUACAGACAAUCGCUGCCAGCCGGCAAACGAAAGAAGAACGAUCGAAAAAACGGGCAUGUAACAAAAAAAAGUGUCAAGAAAACAAUAUGGGGGACACACGGGUUAUAAGGACGCACAGGACUGAAAUAUAUGAUGAGUUGCCGAGCCCGAAAUGCAUUAUAUGUUUACAAAUUCAGUCAAGAGCAGCUUUGGUUGCACUUGACAGUACUCUGGUCAUUCUGGUAUCUGCUUAGUAUUAUCAGGUUGUUUGGAUAGUAAAUUGAUGGUAGGGCUGUGAUCAGGAUUAGAAAUAGGAUCAGUUUGAGGUGUGUUUGGAUUAUAAUAGAGCCAGGAUUAGGAUGAGGUUUAUAAAAGGGUGGAGGUUACACUGUCUGUGGAGGUGCAACAGUGCUUUUUAUUACCUGAUAGUUGAGAAUAACAUAUUUUUUAACAUAUUUUAUUGUGUAGAAUAUUCUGGCUUAAAUUGGAGUUUCAUGAUCUAAAAAAAUAAGAAAAAAAGGCAUUACUGUAUUUCCCCCAAAGGAUAUACGACUGAAAACUAGUCUGUCCUCUUAAUACUGUGAGCAGGGGGGUGAAAAGUGAGGACUAUUCUAAGGGCCCAUGACUGACAGGGGCCCAAACUAUUUUAGAAUAUUAAGAGAAAAAAAAGUAACCAAUGUGAUAUCUUUUCAUGGGGCCCAAAAUCCCUGGCAGCGCCCCUGACUGUGAGUUGAGGUUGAAAGCUCUGAAAAUUGACUAUUUUGUUACUUACGUUUAAACCACUUUUAUCCGUAGUCGGCAACCUAACAUUACCAGCUCUCAGCCCAUUAAGAUAAACUUAAAUAUCUCCAAAUAUAGCUAAAAAAAGAAGGGUUUUUGCUCUUACAUACUGAGCAAGUGAAAGGGUUAUGGUUUUACCUCUACCACGCAGAAAUGCUUCUAAUAGGUGAUCCAAUGAUACUAAGUAAAUGCCAGCAGAUGUCUGUAUUGUGAAGUGUAACCACAGUUUGUUGUUUUUUGAGCAGCUCAAUGACAUUGUGAGAGCAGCUUGUUCCCUAAGCAUAAGCUAUGUGAGGCUACUGUGAAGAUUUUAGACUUGCUUAUGGCAAUCACUUUUACUAAAACUUAAACAUUACAAAAAAAGACAUCCCGCCUACCCUGCCAGCUACAUUACACUAAGACUGAAACUGCAUAUUUUUGUACAGAUAACUGUGGAAUAUUGUCAGAUGUUAUUGGAGGGAGGAAUGUAGCAUGUCUUGGACUCAAAUCAUCCUCAAAAGCACAGAAACAGCAUCAUUAUUUGAUCAAAUAUCGACUGAUACAAGGCUGGAUAUGCGUCACAGAUGACUUUGCCAAAAAUACAGUAGCAAUUAGGUUUUCUCUUGUUUUAUAUAAACAGUAUAUAUAUUAGGACUUUACGUCAGAUGUAUCUAAAAGAAACAAGCAAUUCCAUUACGUAUUUAGCAGUGACUUGUACGUAAGUGGCAGGGACUUUUUAGUACAUCACUUAUGACCCAUAUCCAUUGGCCAGUGACAAUCAAGCAUCAUUGCAAAGCAAUCACAAAGAGGCUGCCUUCAAACCACCAAAUGCAAACACUGCAGAGACUGACAAUCAACGCUGGAGGUAGAGGAGAUAAAAAAUAAUAAUAUGAAAACUGUGAUAUUAAUGUGCAACACUGUCAAUACAAUCGCUAUGACAUUGUUAACUGUGCAUGACCAAAAAUAAGCCGCUAUAGACAAUCAGCUACUUGCAGAAAUAAAUCGAGUAUUGUAAAAAAGCGUUACUGUACAUUGCAGAGUUUUAACCUCUGCUCACUUUCCUCUGACUAUUGGUUUUGUUGAUGCAUCUCAGUUUAAAUCUCAUAUGAAAUGUCUACUUUAACUCUUAUUUAUUUGUCUUUUCACUCGUUCACACAAGUCCUCUGUGUUGUUUCUGUUGUCGUUGUGUGUUGUGUUAGUUCUGUAUAGCUACCAAGAGUCAACCCUUUUGUGAAGGCCUUGGAUCCCUUUAAUGAAAAUAAAACUGUGUGUAAUGAAAGGUC
Gymnodraco acuticeps is the source of this 4766-nucleotide messenger RNA. It is a transcript of the gene pax10, whose product is annotated as paired box 10. The transcript is spliced from 8 exons. The coding region runs from base 1889 to 2743 and encodes 284 amino acids. Gene Ontology annotation, molecular function: DNA-binding transcription factor activity, RNA polymerase II-specific; RNA polymerase II cis-regulatory region sequence-specific DNA binding. Gene Ontology annotation, biological process: regulation of transcription by RNA polymerase II; anatomical structure development. The record is from RefSeq and is a predicted model, not a curated record. Lineage: Eukaryota; Metazoa; Chordata; Actinopteri; Perciformes; Bathydraconidae.